GCCCCUUUAAGAACCCCUGUGAGGGCCAUUGUGGCAGUUGGAGCCUGGUGGAAGGACCAGGUGGCAGGGAUUCAUCAGCAUCAUAGCAGAGGACUUUAAUUCACCCCUGUCAGGAGGGAAAGUCAUCAAGGAAUCCAGAAACAAUGAUUUCCUCCCAGAGACAGAAGAACAGCUUAAGAUGGCACCACGUGGAGCAUCUAGCUAACAGCCUAUUGGAAGCAUAUGCAACACUGCUAUGUCAUCAGUCCAUGAUCCUGGCCAUAAACUCCAGCUCUGUGGAUCCCUUACAACAAUACGACACCCAGUUGGAGAUCAUAAAAUCAUCUUUUAAAAUGAUAUUUGGCCUACCGAGUUUUGACGAAGGAACAGUUCGGACCAGUGGUGAGGAUGCCGAGGAACUGGAGAUUUUAUAUAAAAAUAUUUUAAGUCUGCUCGAGGACACUCUUCUGAUCUUAGUAUCUAAAGACCUCUACAAACUGCAGAUCUUAAAGGAAAUGAUGGUGUGGAUGAGAGAAGACAAUUUGUACCUGCAAGAGAAACCACUGGUGAUCAUCAGCAAGGUGUUAAGAUUUGCAUCCAGGAAAGUCAGGGAACAUACAAGUAUUGAUGCUCCAUGUUUAGGUGUCCUGGCAGCAGAGCUGUCUCUUUUAUAUUCCCACGCGGAUCUCACCAUCGUACAACAAGCUUCCCUGGCAGUAUAUUACCUCCUCAGCAUUGCAAAACGUCAGAUGGCAGACUUCCAAAAAUAUAAAGCUAAGAUGCAGUAUGAGUGUGGAAAUUCCUGCCUCCUGCCUCCUGAUUCUGAAUUCCGACCCGGGAUCUUGAAACAAGACAAAACUAAACUCGCUCAGAGCAUAGGACAAACCUUACUGCCCUCCCUGCUGACUGACUUUGUGUUGUAUCUCCUGACGAAACUCUCCACAUCUAAUCAAGAAACCACAACCAAAGCAGCAGCCAUACUGAAACUGACUCUGAAAUAUCACGCCCAGAAGAUCACCAGGGUGUCUCAGCUGGUGGACACUAUUUAUAAGCAACUGAAUGAAAAUCCUUCUUACUUUAUAAAGGAUGUCUUGUUGGAGGUUGCCACCUUGUUGACACAAUCGUCGCCCAAAGCUGUCAUCUUUCAGCUCUUGGACUACCCAGUCCCAGCGGACAAAGCUGUGAUGCUGAUGUGGCAGGCAGUGGGCACCAAGCCACAAGUCGCCCCGCAGGUGCUGAAGGCAAUCCUCUUGGUGCUGAAGGACAAGCCUUGGGAGGUGGAGGACAGCCUGCAGGAAGGGAAAUGCUUCAUCUUGGAUGCCACCAACAUGAUGCCUCUGGCGGCAUCCCAGGCCCUGUGCGUGCUUUUGCCUAUAAAUUCCUAUAACAAAACAGUGGCCCAGUUUUUUCCUGAGCUCUUCAUGGCCCUCAUGUUUCAACUCCUCUACAUCAGUCAGCUGAGAGUGCAGACCCAGGACAGGCCUCUCUAUGCCAGGGAGGCACUGAGAAUUCUGCUGAAUUGCUCAGGACUGCAACACGUGGAUACGGCUCUAAAGAACAAGUUUUUCUGGAGUCAUAUUUACCAGACAUAUUACUACCAUGAUGGGGUGAACCUCAUGGCCAGAACUCUCUGUGACUGUAACUUCCCACAAUUUCCAGAAACCUUACGUUAUCUCUACAAGAUCUUAGUGCAAGGCCCUAGGAGGUCAGAAGAGCAUAUCAUCAUAGUAACAUUCUUCAUCAAAAUUCUGGAUAAGUUCUUCAAGGACCCACUCCCAGAAUUAUUUUUGGUCUUCCUCAGAAACUGGAUCAGUGAUUCCAAUCCUGAAAUUAGCAAAUUAAGCCUUCAGAAAAUCACCAGCAUGGCCCCGGUUGUCAAUAAGAUAGAAAAUGUCUCCAGCUUAUUAACAUCCAUCCUGGAUGCCUUCGUAUCCAGAGAGGACACUGUUGUGAUUCAAGCCUUGCUCACCCUCCGAAAACUUGUAGACAAACUGGACAAGGUGACCUACUCCUCGCUGUGCACUAGAAUUGCUUCCAGCUACUUCUGUCUGAUGGAUCAUUUUUCUGGGAGUGUCCGGAGCUUGGCUAUCAGGCACUUGGCGGACUUACUCAAGGACGUGGGUCAGCAAACAUCAACUCUCAAACACAUCAUGAGAGGACUCGCACCCCUCCUUCUCUGUCUGGAGGACAGCGAUGGUAGAGUAGUGAGUGCAUGUAAAUAUACAUUAAAAAUCUGUGACUCCGAACUAGAAUGGUCAAUAGCAAAUCUGCUUAAAGAUGAAAAUUACAAUUUUGAGCUGGUAGUUCUCUACACCUGCAACCAUCUGAUCCUUUCUCACGAGAGUUGCACUACGUAUUUAAUAUGUGAUGCCUUACGGUUCCUGGGGAAUCCCCAGGUGCAUCUGAGGAGAGCAGCAGUUAUUUUACUAGGUUACUUGGCGCAAUUGGGUGGACAUUUAUUAUUCAAAGAUGAAAUUGAAGUUAUGACUGAAGCUGUUGAACGAAUGCUCCAGGAUGAAGGCCCUGGGAUCCAGAAGCUGGCAGAAAUAACCCACAACCUUUUAAAGAAAAUAGCCAAUAGACCAAGAUCUACAACUAUUAAACUUGCUAUCCAGAGAUUCUUUAAGUUCUCCGCCAAGGAACUGAAGCUUAUUUAUAAUUGGAAAAGUACCACACAGACAGACCUACCAGAAACCGAGGAUCAGCUGUCACUCUACCCGCCCCAGGACACUACAGCUUCUGACUUCUGAGCCAGGCUCCGGGGUCGGAGGGAGACAACACCCUGGAGAGACUACUCGCCCAGCUCCGCCAGCUGCAUGAAGUCAGAGCCGUGGUUCCGCUUCUCUGAUCAACCCCUGACUGAUACGGUGUCCGGGAUAGACUUUCACCCCUUCUUGCUUCAGGUUGGGUGGAUGUUACUUCUAUGAUUUGCCUUACCACCCUGUGAUCGUACCUUUCAUUACAGUUAUCAGACUGGCAUAAAAUGAUCUAUUUUCCUUCUGCACCCACAAAAUUGAACUUCUUCAAAGCAAUUGCAGUAUUUUAUACUUGGUUGUAUACUUUGGAACUGACACCCAAUUAGGUGCCUGACACCUAAUGCAUGCUUGAUGAAUACUUACCAAAUCAAUAAAGUGCUAAUAGAACAUAUUCCUCUCAUAUUUCAAUAAAAAUUUUCACAUGUUUAUGUGUGCUC
This is a messenger RNA of Chinchilla lanigera (long-tailed chinchilla), 3172 nucleotides long. RefSeq names its product maestro heat-like repeat family member 9 (gene Mroh9). The coding region runs from base 144 to 2729 and encodes 861 amino acids. Gene Ontology annotation, cellular component: cytoplasm. The transcript is spliced from 24 exons. Lineage: Eukaryota; Metazoa; Chordata; Mammalia; Rodentia; Chinchillidae. The record is from RefSeq and is a predicted model, not a curated record.